This is a messenger RNA of Nakaseomyces glabratus, 318 nucleotides long. Its product is annotated as 40S ribosomal protein eS10. The record is from RefSeq and is a predicted model, not a curated record. NCBI's taxonomy places the organism in Eukaryota, Fungi, Ascomycota, Saccharomycetes, Saccharomycetales, Saccharomycetaceae. Gene Ontology annotation, cellular component: cytosolic small ribosomal subunit. Gene Ontology annotation, molecular function: RNA binding; structural constituent of ribosome.
AUGUUGAUGCCAAAGGAAGAAAGAACCAAGAUCCACAGACACUUGUUCCAAGAAGGUGUUGUUGUUGCUAAGAAGGACUUCAACCAACCAAAGCACGAUGAAAUUGACACCAAGAACUUGUACGUUAUCAAGGCUUUGCAAUCCUUGACCUCCAAGGGUUACGUCAAGACUCAAUUCUCUUGGCAAUACUACUACUACACCUUGACUGAAGAAGGUGUUGAAUACUUGAGAGAAUACUUGAACUUGCCAGAACACAUUGUUCCAGGUACUUACAUUCAAAACGCUCAACAAGCUCAAAGACCAAACAGAAGAUACUAA